Molecule: messenger RNA, 4267 nt
Organism: Podarcis raffonei (Aeolian wall lizard)
Lineage: Eukaryota; Metazoa; Chordata; Lepidosauria; Squamata; Lacertidae
Gene: GLCCI1
Product: glucocorticoid induced 1
Exons: 8
Coding region: 404-2146 (580 amino acids)
Cellular component (GO): cytoplasm
Source: RefSeq, a predicted model, not a curated record
GCCACAGACGGGGCGGCGGAGCCUGCGGAGUGCCAUUCGGAGGGAGGGCGGCGGAGCAGGAGGGUAGGUUGGCAGGGCUGGCAGGCUGCAGGUGCGGUAGCGCCGCCUCCCCCCCCACCCCCGAAACUCGCGGCUAGGUAGGAGCGCGAGCCUUAAGCAACCCCCGCUCCCACCACACCACCUCAUCUGUGCCUCCUCAGCGGCCGGCGCCGUGUGGACAAUGUGAGCCGCGAGGAGCCGAGCUGCCGACGAGGGCAGCCAUGACCACAGCUGGGCGGUAGAACUUGCCUCACUCGGGAUCCCCGGUCGCCUUCCCAUCCCCCCCUUUUUUUCCUUCCCAGGGGAAAGAGCCUCGAGGGGGGAAAAAACCCGCCUCGUUCCUGUGGCCCUCGGAGCCGCCGCCAUGUCCAGCUCCUCCUCGCAGACCCCUCCUCACCACCCGCCCGCGCAGAGGAUGCGCCGCGGGGCCGCCGGGUCCCCCACCAGCGGCGGCGCCGGAGCCUCCUCAGUCGGUAGUAGCGGGGCCGGAGCAGCAGCAGCAGGAGGAGGAGGAGGAGGAAGCGGCGGUAGCGGCGCCCCCGGUGGCAGCUCGGGGACUAGCCGGCUGCUCCAGCCUAUCCGCGCCACCGUCCCUUACCAGCUCCUCAGGGGCAACCAGCACAGCCCCACUCGCUCUCCCGCCGCCUCAGCCUCGGUGGGGAGCAACACCGGCCCCGGGGGGCCUCGCGGAGCAGCAGGAGGAGGAGGCGGCAACAACGGCGGCAGCAGUCCGCCCCCGCCCAGCUCGACCCCUCCGUUGUCCCUCGCGGCUGCCGCCUCCCCGCCAGGAGCAGGCGGCGCGGCGGAGCCCGGGAGGGUGAAGGCGAGGCAGAGGCGCUCCCCCGACAGCAGCAGCAGCGGCAGGCGGAGAAGCAUCUCACCUGAGAGGAGGAGCCCCAGUUCGCCCAUCUACAGAGUGGACAGGCCAAAAGCCCAGCAAAUUAGAACUUCUAGCACCAUAAGACGUACCUCUUCUUUGGACACAAUAACGGGACCUUACCUCACAGGACAGUGGCCACGAGAUCCCCACAUACACUAUCCUUCAUGCAUGAAGGAUAAAUCCACUCAGACACCUAGCUGUUGGGCAGAAGAGGUAUUAGAAAAGAGAUCGCAUCAGCGUUCAGCUUCAUGGGGGAGCGCUGAUCAACUAAAAGAAAUUGCCAAAUUGAGACAGCAGCUCCAGCGCAGUAAACAGAGUAGUCGUCACAAUAAAGAAAAAGAACGUCAGUCGCCUCUCCAUGGCAACCAUAUAGCAAUCAAUCAGACUCAGGCUUCUAUAACGAGAUCAGUCCCUAUGCCGCUCUCAAACAUUUCAGUGCCAAAAUCAGCUGUUUCGCGUGUGCCGUGCAAUGUAGAAGGAAUAAGUCCAGAACUAGAAAAGGUGUUCAUCAAAGAGAACAGUGGAAAGGAAGAAAUGUCCAAGCCCUUGGAUAUUCCUGAUGGCCGACGAGCUCCCUUACCUGCUCACUAUCGUAGCAGCAGCACGCGUAGCAUCGAUACGCAAACACCUUCUGUGCAAGAACGCAGCAGCAGCUGCAGCAGCCAUUCCCCAUGCAUUUCUCCUUUUUGUCCUCCUGAGUCUCAGGACGGGAGUCCUUGCUCCACAGAAGACAUGCUGUAUGACCGUGACAAAGACAGUGGGAGUAGCUCACCGUUGCCCAAGUAUGCCUCCUCUCCUAAACCCAACAACAGCUACAUGUUCAAACGAGAGCCCCCAGAGGGAUGUGAGCGAGUGAAGGUCUUUGAGGAAAUGUCGACUCGUCAGCCUGUCUCAGCCCCUCUCUUUUCAUGUCCUGACAAAAACAAGGUUAAUUUCAUCCCAACCGGAUCAGCUUUCUGUCCUGUAAAACUUCUGGGCCCUUUACUACCUGCUUCUGACCUGAUGCUCAAAAGCUCUCCAAACUCUGGUCAAAGCACAGCUUUGAGUACUCUGACUGUUGAGCAGCUUUCAUCUCGGGUCUCUUUCUCCUCUCUGUCAGACGACACCAGCACAAUGGACCCUACAGAGGUUUUAGUACAACAGCCAUCCCAGCAGCAGCCACCACAGCUUUUGCAAGAACUGCAGUCCGAAGAACACUCCUCUCCUCAAAAUUACGUGAUAAUCUAGAUAAUAAUCUAGAUGAGCAAAGGCAGAGGGACGGUCUAAAACUCAACUGCAUGAGUGGCACUUUUCUGGAACAAAACAAAGCUACUUAUCAGCAUCUUUCUGCAUUUCAGCACUGUUCUUGGCAGGGACAAAAAUGCAUUCAGCAUUUUUGUGUUUGUGUGUGAGUUUGCAGGGGGGGGGAGCAGAAUGCUUGCAGAAUCUGUGUAUCAUUAAGCAUUUUAAGUGGAGACUAUGCAUUUCAUAGAAUGUUUGACCAGAUUAGUACUUUGUCCUGUGUUCUGUUUCAAAUUCUACAGUAUAAAUAAGCUCUAUAUCAAACAAAGGUUGCCUGUCUAAAUAGAAAAUGUCUUGCUGUGUUGUAUUCUAUGGAAAAUACUGUACUUCAGGAUUAUGUUUACAAUUUAUCCAGGUAUUUAUGUUUUGAACUUCUGUAAUACAUACAAUGCAAAAAAAAAAAAUUAUGGCCACAACAGUUGCACAGUGUCCCCACCCUAUAUGGCCUAGCUUCAGGUACUUCUCUCGAAGUCUAAACUCAGGUAACUUGGAAUGUAUAUCAUAUUGGGAUAUAAAAUAUUUUACAGCUAAAAAGCUAAAGAGGGAUCAUCACUCUUCUGCCUUUCCUUAUUUUAUGCAUUAAUAUUUCCUCAUUACAUUCCACUUUCUUGGAAAAAGUGCAUUCAGAUCUAGGGGGAUACGAACCCUGGACAUGGGUGAACAUGAGGAGAACCAGCAAAUCUGUGGUGUGCUGCAUCACAUUGUCAUGUGGUUACAAGUAAAACAAAAAACUAAAGCGUGUAAAUUGUGGCAUUUUAAAGUUUCAGGUGUUUGCACAGUUAAUGACUGUUAAGCUGUUGUGAAUAAAGUGUUCAGUUUUAGGCUGCACAUAAGAAACAUUCCAUGACGUGUGUGUGAGAGAGGCUCUAAGGCAAGAAUGUUUUCAUUUAAUUUCAGCAAAUUCAUUCCCCCCUCCCCCCAGGUUUCAGAGGGGGUGGGUGGGAAUUUCCUCACGCGUUUGCAUUGGCAAGUUAUAAGGACGUGAAAUGCUACUGUUACCAUUUUAGGAGUCUUAAUUAAUGUUUAGUUUCUCUUUUGGAGGAAAUGUUCCAUUCACAUGCUGGUUGCAAAAAAAUAAUAAUUAUCUCGGGUUUUUGACAAGCAAUGAUCGGUGAACUUUGUUUUAUUUGUACAGUGGGUAUUUUGCAUCUGAACUUUAAAAAAAAAAUCUCUUAAAGCGGCUAUGAGGUUUUGUAGAAAAAAAACAAAAACAAAAAAAGAGAAAGAAAGAAAAAGAAAGAAAGAAAGAAGCAAUAGUUUUUAAGUCAUGUAUCUAAUCGAAGCCUUUCUUAGUACCCUCUGGUUUAGGCCCAUUAGCAGGUAAAUUUAUUGCAGUUUGAAGGUGGGCAGGCAGUGCAGUCGCUUGUCUUUCCAGAUGCUGCAUAGCUUAGAAGCCUCCAGUAGUGUUACAUUACAGUAGCCCUGGAACUGUGCGAGUGCUGCUUUCAGAGAGAAUGAACCUGCAAUACAAAGAGGGACCCCAAAGGCAAGAGACCCACUCAAUAUUCUUAGCUCUGUGCUUUCAGUUCAGUGGAAGUACCUUUAUGCAAGCCUGUUCCUAAGAAAGCCUACUUGCCCCUCUUCAGGAACUGAAAAGAUUAAGAUUGCAGCUGCUGCUGCAGCAGCAUUUAUACUCUCUCCGCUACUUCUUUUGUGGAAGAAAUUUGGGAAAUAAUAAAAAAGGCCUCAGUGAAAAGUACCUAAGAAAAGCAAUGAAAUAUACAGCACAUGUAUGUUGUUGCAAGAUGAAGCCCAGUUUCCUUCCUAUCAUCACCAAAGAGUUUGGUAAUAACCUGUUAGGAAGUUUGACCGACAGCCUCUUUUUCAGUCGCUGUGUGACUGUAGGAACAGGCGGAGAGUGGAAAGCUUAAAAGAUCUGUUUCUUUUGUUUUCACAGUAUUUUUUUUUAAUACAGCAACAGGCAUCUUUAAUCUUGCUAAUCUCAGGCCUUGGUGGAAGCACUAUAUAGUUUGUAUGUUAAUAAAGGGUAAGGGAAAAAGCAUCCAGUUUCUUGUGACCUAAAUGUGUGUUCUUUGAAGUUUUACAUUAAAGUUGAAUAUGACAGUA